AUGCCUGUUCCCUUCGAGGCUCUCCUGCCCUGGGGCAUCAUCGGCACCAUGUUCUGCGUGACCGGUGUCGGCCUGCACUACACCAAGCGUCUUGGUAACGACGGCAAGAAGACCCGCUGGAACAGGGACCUGUGGGAUAGACAAAUGAUGGAGCGUGACCUCCGACUCACCGGGUCGUGGAGAGGGCAAUCCAGUAAUCCAGAGGCGCCGCCAGGGUUCGAGCUUAGCAACACUUGGAAGAUCGAGAGGCGGAUUUUCUAG
Messenger RNA from Penicillium argentinense, 261 nucleotides. RefSeq names its product NADH dehydrogenase [ubiquinone] 1 alpha subcomplex subunit 1. The transcript has 5 exons. NCBI's taxonomy places the organism in Eukaryota, Fungi, Ascomycota, Eurotiomycetes, Eurotiales, Aspergillaceae. The coding region runs from base 1 to 261 and encodes 86 amino acids. The record is from RefSeq and is a predicted model, not a curated record.